UUAUUCCACAUGAAUCCUUUAUUCGUUAGUGAUGCGUUAGCAAAGUGUUUGAGCAGAAUUGAUAUUUUGGGGAAAAUAUCAAUUCUGCAGGAGACUGUAGGGUUGAUAUAUUUUUCCUGCAUGCGGAAAACUGACAGAGCAGCAGGAGAAUCAUUGGCAGGUCCUGUUAGAGAGGGUGAGAGCAGAGCGGUGGAGAUCAGUCAGCUGCACUGAAGACCAUGUGUGCAUGUGCAUCCCCCUUUCCUCUCAUUCAGCUGUUUUGAAAAACGACAACCCCCCCACCCUCCCCAAAUCCUGCUCCGAGUGCAGUCAUUUCUAGUGCAGAGAAAUGUCCCUGCUGACACUGAGGGAUGACGCAGGCUCUCUCUUCUUCUCUCUGUUUCACUACCCCCUUCACUCUCCAUUUUUGACUUCUCUCCCCCCUUCUUUUUUGCUAUUACGCUCCCCCUUUUCUCUAUUUCCUCUCCUGUCUCCCUUUCCUCUCUCCCCUCCUUUCUCUCUCUCUCUCUCUCUCUCUCUCUCCCCCUCCCUCCCUCUCUCUCUCUCCCUCUCUCCCUCAUCCUGCUCUAGCACUGCAGUGCUGAUUGUGAUUGCACACACACUCACACAGGCACACGCAGGAACACACACAGGAACACACAGGAGCAUAGCUGAGCGGCAAGGACUGCAGCAGCAUGCACCAACCGCGCCUGAGCUGUUUGGGGACACGCGGAAGGGGAACUGAGGAGAGAAAAUAGUGUGCUAUUUUCACACCAGCCUGUGUGUACAUCUUUCCAGCACCGGGGAUGAUGCAUUUCAAGAGCCGAUAGCUUAUGUUAUCCGACCUGCUCUGCACUCUGCAUCCCAUUUACCCUGCUCCUCCUACUCCAACUCUUCCUCCUCCUCCUCCUGUCUAAAGCAUCGUUAGACAGGACUACUGAUUGACCAGGAGUGGAGAGUGCUGGACGGUCAGGUUUUGCCCUGGAUGAAAGCUUCUGCUCUGGUCCAUGCUACAGCUACACCUCCACUGACGGCUGGAUACUAAUUGACAUUUUGAGCUUGAAGACACACAGCCCUGCAGGAAUCUUGGAUGUUUGUCAGUGUUGUAAUUGGCGCAUCUCCUCUUUUUCACUGCUUGCUUUUGCCUUCCCUGAGACUGGCUAGCAGGCACUGCAGCAUCAGGACCGCAAGACCAACGAAGUAGUAGGGCAUGAGGACCCAGGGGCGACUCAGCGGAAGGGCUUGAGUGCUUCCAUUGCUACCACUGCUGCUGAGGUGCUUAUCUUGAUUUUUUUUUUCCCUCCAGAAAAAGGGUGUCUGGUAAGGGUUGGGGAGGGUGGUGACAGCACAGGUACCCACAGGCCCCUGCAGAGCAGAGCGGGUGGCUCCUGCGUAGAGGAGGCAGGCAGGACGUCCUGAGGGAAAGCAGGGCUGGCUCAAGCGUUGGGCUCCUGAUGGUGGCUAUUUUUGUCUCCCCUAGCUGAGUGAUUGGGACAGCGGGUGGAAGAGAAGAUGCUGAUGGCCCGAGACACGGCGCGGGAUGAGGCUCAGAAGCUACACAGGAAGUGGCUCAAGCACCAGGCCUUUAUGGCGGAACUGGCCCGCAAUAAGGAAUGGCUGGCCAAGAUAGAACAGGAGGGACAGGAGCUGAUCCAGGAAAAACCGGAGCUACGUUCAGUGGUCCAGCAGAAGCUGGAGGAGAUCAGGGAAUGCUGGUCCGACCUGGAGAACACCACCAAGGCCAAGGCCAGACAGCUCUUUGAAAAUAACAAGCCUGAGCCGGUGGUGAAGAGCUACUCGGACCUGGACAGUCAGCUCUCCAACUUGGAGCAGCAACCCCCUCAGCUGGAGCAGGCUCACCAUCUGCCAACCUUCAAUGAGCAGCUCCAGAAAUUCCAGGCCAUGGAGUCUGAGAUGGGGGACUUUUACAAGGAUGUUGGAGAACUGGGAAGCUUGCAGGGCAUCUGCCUUCCCCAGAGAGGACUGAUGGGAGGUGACAAGGAGGGAGGUGAGCAGCCCGCCAUGGUAGAGACACGUAUCACCCGCCUCAUUGAACCCUUGAAGGAGAGACGCCGUAUCCUAUUGGCUUCCAAAGAGAUGCACCAAGUGGCACAGGAUCUGGAGGAUGAAAUACUAUGGAUUCAGGAGAGACUUCCCUUAGCCUCUUGUAAGGAUUAUGGGAAUAACCUCCAGAGUGUACAGCACCAUGUAAAAAAGAACCAGACCCUCCAGAGGGAGCUAACAGGACGAAGAGCUCGUGUUGAGGAGGUUCUGGACCGGGCAGGCAUUAUUGCCUCCUUGAGGACUCCUGAGGUGGAGUUUGUGCGUGAAGGAGCGGGACACGUGCGCCAGCUGUGGGAGGUUCUGCAGCUGGAGACAGAUAGGAGGGCUGUGUUGUUGGAUGCCACACUGCAGGCUCAGCAGUACUACACUGAGGCAGCUAAAGUGGAAACCUGGCUGUCAGGUCAGAAGCUCCAGGUGGCCAGCGAAGACAAAGGCACGGAUGAGACGAGCACUUUGCAGCUGCUGAAAGCUCACUUGGCUCUGGAGCAAACGGUUGAAACAUACGCAGAGACAGUUGGCAUGUUAUCUCAACAAUGCCAGCGUCUUCUAGAACUAGGUCAUCCAGAAAGUGAACAAAUCACCAAGCAGCAGUCCCACAUAGACCGACUCUACGUGUCCUUGAAGGACAUGGUGGAGAACAGGAAGACAAAGCUGGAGCAGCAAUAUUGGCUCUAUCAACUCAACAAGGAGGUGGAGGACUUAGAGAAGUGGAUUACCGAACGAGAGGCAGUGGCCAGUUCUACAGAUCUAGGCCAAGACCUCGAGGAUGUCACGGUGCUACAAGAGAGGUUCACUAAGUUUGCCUCAGAGACCAACAACAUUGGCCAGCAGCGUUUGGAGCAGGUUAACAAAAUGGUGAAUGAGAUGAUUGACUGCGGCCACACAGACGCAGCCACCAUUGCCGAGUGGAAGGACGGCCUGAAUGAAUCGUGGGCGGAUCUCUUAGAACUGAUGGAGACUCGCAGGCAGAUGUUGGCAGCGUCGCAGCAGCUGCACAAGUUCUUCACUGAGUGCAAAGAGGUCUUGGCUCAGAUCGCAGGGAAGAUGAAGCAGCUGCCAGAGGUGAGAGCGUGCCAGGCCAACAUCACCAAUCCAGCCACCCUGCAGAGACUCAUGCACUCCUAUGAGCAUGCCCUUCAACUGCUCGUUGCACAGGUGAGGCACCUGCAGGAGAACGCUGCCCAGCUGAGGACAAUCUAUGCUGGUGAAAAGGCCGAGGCCAUCAUGGCCAAAGAGCAGGAAGUAAUGGAGGCGUGGAAGGAGCUUCUGAGCUCCUGUGAAGCCAGUCGUGUUCAGGUUACUUCAGUAACUGACAAGGUGCAGUUUUUCUCUGUGGUGCGUGAAAACCUGAUGUGGAUGGAAGGCAUCAUGGGCCAAAUAGGAUGGGAUGAACCUCGGGAUUUAACGGCUUUGGAGGGGAUGAUGAAGAAACACCAAGAGUUGAAAGCCAAAAUAGAUGGACGCAACAAGACCAUUCAGCAGUGUGCAGAUCUGGGCAAGAUCCUCAUAGCUGCAGGCAAUCCGGCAUCUGAGGAGGUUAGCCAUAUUAAAGAGAAGCUAGACAGCAUUUUGUCAAAGCAGAAGGAUCUUGUUGAAAAGUGGGAUAAACACCAGGAGAGAUUACAGCGUAAGCAGGAACAGUUCCAAUUCGCCCAGGAAACUGUAAAGGCAGAGGCCUGGCUGAAGGCCAAGGAGCCGUUGAUCACCUCCAAGGAGCCAGAAGGAGGUGUGGCCAAGGCCCAAACGGACGAGGCUGAACAGCUCAUCCUUCGCCACGAGGCCUUUCGCAAGGCUGCUGUAACCUGGAAAGAACGCUUCAGUUCCCUCCGCCAGCUUUCUGCAGCUGAAAAGAAAAAAGAGGAGGAGAAAAAGACAACCCCAUUGUCCAGCCGAAGGAUGUUCCCAUUGUCUUGUCUAACUCCAAAUGUUGCCUCAACCAGUGCUACCUCAUCUUUCUUGAGGCAGACAAUACAGGCUAAUAUAGAACCCAAACCUUUACAGACUUGUCUGGACCUGGGGGCCACCCCUGCAUCCCAGAGGUUGGCGUCAACGCUAGCCAGCUACAACCCAGUUUUGAACGGAUCAGGCUAUCAGGGAUUGGAGCAGCAGUGCAGUGGAAAGUUGAUGGGAUCACCAUUCCUUGGAAUGAACAACCAGGCAGUAGGAGGUGGAAGUGACUCUGGCUUCUCAGCAUUGACUUCCCACAGCGGUGGACCUGACACCUCAACUUAUCUUGGGAUAAAUCAUCAAACAGGAGGCAGUGGAGAGAGCUCUGGGUACUAUGGACUUACCACUGGGUGUGUGGGGAGUUUGCAAAACCAUCUUAGCAGUGGUCGAUUGGGUAGUACGAGUAACUUAGCUCAACAGACAAGCGGUGGAGGUUUGGGAAGCCCGGGCUAUCUCCCUCAACAGAAUAUCGGCAGUUCGGGAUAUUUGACACAACAGCCUAAUAUGGGGAGUUCUGGGUAUUUGGCACAGCAGUCGAACAUGGGGAGCUCUGGGUAUUUGGCACAGCAGCCGAACAUGGGGAGUUCUGGGUAUUUGAUACAGCAGCCGAACAUGGGUAGUUCUGGAUAUUUGGCACAGCAGCCGAACAUGGGGAGUACUGGAUACCUAGCACAGAAUUAUCAGAGUAGUGGGGGAUUUGGUAGUUCAGGCUUUCUGGCACAAAAUCAUUACAGCAGUGGAAGUCUGGGCAGUUCUGGUUACUUAGCUCAGAGCGGUGGCAUCAUGGAUCCUAAAAUGGCGUAUGCAUGGCAGCACCUUAAAGCGGACUUCAUGCAGCCUAGAAUCAACCAUAUUCACAAGGCCAUAAACCCUCUCCUUGAAGCCAGCAGAAUGCAACGGGAGCAGUAUGGAGACAUUCCAAUGGCAGACAUGGUGGGGCCAGAGUCUGGACUGGAGCUUCUCCAUGGACGUCUCCAGAGAGAUCCACGCGGUAGCCGCUCCGACCCUCAAAUGGACCAUCUGAGAAGAGAGAGGGAAUACAAGUUGGGCCGACAGACCUCCAGUGAGCAGGAGAUCCAAGCCAGGCUCAACGAGCUGCCGAUGAUCGUGCGUCAGGAGCGUUACCGCAGACGCCUGGAGAGGCAGUCGUCCAGUGAACAGGAGGGAAGUGGGAAGCAGAGGAUACAGAGACAGGACUCCAGUGACCUAGAGGGCUCCAUUAAAGAGGGCUCAGACAAACGUUCAGGGGAAAAGAGAUCUACUAUGGCAGAGAUUGUUGAACAGGUUCAGGAGAGAGAGGCCGCACAUGCGCGGGGAGAGCCUUAUCGUCCUCCAAGUAGUCUCUCAGCUCCUGUGACUCGUUUUGAUGGACGUCCUCGUGCCCGUGAUCGUCCAAAACCAAGGAGGAGGCCACGUCCCAAAGAGCCUGAGGAAACUCGGCGUUCUCGCUCAGCCCCAGCAACUGGAGCCCCAACAACACCCCAGCCACCUUCACACACUGCCCAAAAUGAAGGCUCCCUCUACCGCAAAAAGGCCACCAGCUCUGACUUAGAGGGUCAACAGAGGAGCCCCAACAGUAAAUCGUGGGUCAAUGUAUACUGUGUGCUGAAAGAGGGAAAGCUGACCUUCUACAAGGAUGCCAGGAAUCAAACAACAACGUACAACGGAGAGCCAGCCGUCGACCUCAGUAACUGCUCCUUUGACCCUUCGCUGGGAUACAAGAAGAAGAAAAAUGUUUUUAUCUUACAAAUGAAUGAUGGAAACCUCUUUGUAUUCCAUGCAAAAGAUGAGGAAGACCUGAAGGCCUGGACUUCAAACAUCACCACCUGUAUAUCUGAGCAUGAAGCCAUGGUCAAAUGGGACAAGCCUGGGACUUCAUCCAUGGAUCCUGACCACUCCGAGAGGAAGGAGAAAUCUGAGGGAGAUGCAGACGCCAGGUCAGAGCCUUCUGAGAUGGUCGAGGGGGAGGAAAGAUCUGAGAAGGAGAGGUCAGAGAAAGGGGAUGGCUCAGAUAAGUUAGACACAUCAGAAAUCGCAGACAAGAUAGAGGGCGGAGCUGGGGGCUCCAGCACAUCCGGAAAAAGCAAAUGAGGAGCCCCUUCAUCUUUUAAUGUCACUAACUGACAGAGGGCAUAGGAGACGGUGGGUGGGAGGAAGGGAUGAAUGGAUGGAUGUUGGAUGGAUGAAUGGAGAGCAUGUGCAGCUAGGUUUGCAGAUCCUCAGUGGUGGAGCCAAAACCCACUGAGGCCACAGUCCUAGGACUGACUACUGUUACUGUGACAGACUAAUCUCUUAGACCCUCCCCUUCACCCAGGCAAUACAUUGCUUGCAUUGUGCCACCUGGUGGUAGCCAGGAGGUUGGCCCAAACAGACAGACGAACAAACUGACUCCAACAAACGGUCACAGGAAUUAGUCGCUGUCAUCUCCCAUCGUUGAUCGUUUAAUCUCUUGGAUUCACAGCAUCCUCCUGUAUGUAUCUUUGACUGAUAAUGUAAUGCUCUGUCUAUCUAGACAAACCCAAGAAGUGGUAAAUGAAAUGUUCCACAAUAUUAAAAAAAAAGAAAAGAAAAGAAGACAUUUUUUUGAAGCAAUAUACUUUUUUAUUUUGUCUUUGUUAGAGAGAGAAACUGGAAAAAGGAAACAAGAAAUAGAUGCAACUCUAUGAUUUGUCACAUGUAAGCUUAUGCCAGGCAGUUGUGCACCCUAGACAACUGACACAUCUGUAUACUAAACAUAGUGACAUUUAAUCCCAUCACAUGGCUAGCUUUCAAUCAUGUUAAUAUAAUGGAAUGCUGGUGUUAACCACCUGAUUUCAUAAGUGUCUAAAAAUACACAUUUUUACAGGUUCAUUUGAGUUGAUGUUAUUAUUACUGUUAUUGUUAUUAGUUCACAAUGCUUCACAUGAAGAAAAGAGCUCCCAUCAAGUUCUAAUCCAUUACCUCAAGGUGUGUGGCAGUGGUUCAAAGUAACACUAAGCCUAUGUGACACAACACCUUCGUGUACAUGAUGAAAAUCAGAUCAUUGCAUGGAAUAAUCUGUUAGUGCACCUGUUAAAACUUGCCUUUCUUUUUAUGUUUUGGAAAUAAGUUGAGGAGUUGGAAUUGCAAUAAUUCAGUGUGAGUGGGGGAAAUGUAUUUUGUUAUCUCGGGCCAAAAUCCAGAUUUACUGUAAGUCUAAAAAGUAGUAUUGUCUUCUAUUAGCAGUACACAUGAGAGUGAGGGAAGGGGGAGGUAUUACUGUACAGGAUACCAGAGUACUGACUACUCUAUGAUCUGUAACUCAUAUUAAGAAGCCAAAUGGUCCCUCUGCAGUGUGUACUGUAUUAGUACAAUUUAUUUUGCAUAGAAUGUGCUGAUCCCAGUUGUGAAUGUUGUUACCCCAGGGUGGGUGGAGCCCCAAAAUGUAAAAACCCUGAAGAAUUUCGCUGAAAUGAAUCCUACUCUGUUCCCAGUUUCUGUCAUGAAAAUCUCAAACCGAUUGGAAACUCUCCACCGAAGACAAGUCAAGUGUAAAACUGUCAAGAAUCAAGAAAAAUGUAUAUAUCUAUCUUUGUAUGUAUACCAAUCAAUCCUGUGCUCUAAAUAAAACAAUACUCUGAACCGAAAUGGGUUAAAAUUAAAACAUUUGUAUUUAGCCACAAAUAAAAACAAUCUUCACUCAAAUAUAUUAUUGUUUAUUACAUUAAAUGAGAAAUAUGCAAAUUAGGAGUCACUAUUAAAUAUCAUAGUGUAUAUAGGUACGUCAGUAUCUAGUUCUAUUGACAAGUUUUACCAGGGAAGAGCAGGGACUUACUGUAGGUAUGCUUGUGUAUUUUUUAUGUGUAUAUUUAUUCAUGUCAGGUUGAGAAGCCGCUCCUGUAAGAACGUGUUAACACCAGCUGAUUAAGUAGUCAGCGUGUCUGUAAGAGGUGUGCUUUAUUACCAACGGGAACUAGAUAACUAGCCUGUGUGUCCACUGGUUAAUUGGAUUUAUUGGUGAAUAGCAUAAAUUAAAUUUGAAUCUAUCUGUUAAAUCAAUACAUUUGACAGAGGUGUGCUGUGAGCACAGGGAUGAACAGGCAUUAAGUCACUUAUUGUUUCUUAUAUUUGAACGUAUAAGGACAGUCACUGUAAGCUUCACUCCAAAGUUAGUAGUAAAUUUGAAACUAAAAUGACUUCAGCAAAAAAUGGAGGAAAUACAUAUUCAGUGGACGACCCACGUCAUAUCUGAGAUCAGCCGUGUUUCAGAUCACUGACAGUGCUGCCGUUUCCGUAGUCACUGCUGCCGCCUCCCAGACGGGUGGAACUAGAGCAGAUAAGCUGUGUUACCAUGUGAAUGUUCUUUUCAUUUAUGAGCCAUUGUUUGUCUCUACACAUUGUGCCAUGUCAUGCAGUUUGCUGUGACAGCAUUUCAAAGCACCGGGUCCUUCAAACCAAUGACAUUUCACCUGACUCUGCAGUCGUCUGACAGAGAGCCUGUCGUUGCAAUACAUAUUUUUUAUCUCUAAAAAAAUGAAGCUAUAGUAUUUUCAUGUGGCUGUAAUUGUUCUAAGUCAUUGCUCAUGGCAGACAUUUAUCCUGCGCCACCAUGUGCGUUUUACACUUUUGUUUCUCAUCACUUUUAUGAAACAUAAAGGAUUCUUCCACACCGUCUUAUACCAGUAACAGAUAAAAUGACAUAGGCAGCAUAAACUGUGACUGAACAAAUGUAUUAUUGUGCAAACUGUUUCCUUUCCUUUGGUGUGUAUGACUUUGUUACUUUCCCUGACAACUUUGCUGCUAUGACAUUAAAUAAACCUCCAACCUUGCUGAUGCAAACUUCACGUGAAUUCGA
Cynoglossus semilaevis (tongue sole) is the source of this 8803-nucleotide messenger RNA. RefSeq names its product spectrin, beta, non-erythrocytic 4a (gene sptbn4a). Gene Ontology annotation, molecular function: protein binding. NCBI's taxonomy places the organism in Eukaryota, Metazoa, Chordata, Actinopteri, Pleuronectiformes, Cynoglossidae. Bases 1492 to 6081 code for a protein of 1529 amino acids. The record is from RefSeq and is a predicted model, not a curated record. The transcript is spliced from 19 exons.